GCUCAAAAUCAGUGCAGUAGUACCCAUUUCGACUGGGAUAUAAGGUCCACUCAGGAUUGCCACAGUCCUUUGAAGGAUAUCUUGCUUAAUAUCAUCUGUCACGACAACUUGAUUUGCAUAGGCUUAAAACUCAACAGAAUGCGAUAAGUUUGCCAGUUGACAUUAGGCUGAUGAAAUAACAUACCUCUGUUCACCAAUCCUGUGGAAAUCAUGUGUACUGAAUAAGACUGGACAGGUAGAGAGAGGGAGUAAUAGUGCCAGACCUGGUAACCAUCAACAAACUGGGACAGGACAACUCCAAACAGCAUGGAGACUGAUGCAGAGGAACCAGGUUGGCAUGGACCUGAUCGCACAAUGCCUGCAUGGAACUCCUCUUCAGCUCCCUUCCGCGAAAACAGUGGACUGAACAGUUCGUAUGGUGGCGGAUAUUAUUUCUGGCUGCUUCAGAACAGCUCAGCGGUGACCACUAAUGCCCCACUUGCAGCCAGGGUGCGGGACAUGGCACUGGCGCAGGUGGAGAUUGGCGUCCUGAGCCUGGUCCUGGCGCUCACCACACUGAGCAACAGCUUUGUGCUGUGGGUUCUACUGCGGAGGCGCAAGCACAAUGCUCCCAUGCACCUAUUCAUGGUUAACCUCUGUGUAGCGGACUUGGUGGUAGCCUUUUUCCAGGUUCUCCCUCAGCUGGUGUGGGAUAUUACAGAGAAGUUCCAGGGGCCUGAUGCGCUGUGCCGCUCAGUGAAAUACAUGCAGAUCGUGGGCAUGUUCGCAUCGUCCUACAUGAUAGUGGCUAUGACAGUGGACCGCCAUUAUGCUAUAUGCUGCCCCCUUCAGGCCUACAGGCUAGGGGCAGUCUCACGCUGGAACACACCCAUCAUGGUGGCCUGGGGUCUGUCUCUUGUGCUUAGUGUACCGCAGGUGUUCAUUUUCUCCAGGUCUGAAGUAGCUCCAGGGGAAUUUGAGUGUUGGGGACACUUUGCCGAGCCAUGGGGUCUGAAAGCCUAUGUGACAUGGAUGACUCUGGCUGUCUUCAUCCUUCCGACCUUUAUCAUCACAGUUUGUCAGGUGCGAAUUUUCAGGGAGAUCCAUGACAACAUCUACCUGAAGUCGAAGCGGGUGGUAUCAACUGACUCAAAGAAAAAUGUCAUCUUCCGCAUGCCCAGCCUGCGAAAUCAAAAAGACAAAACAAGAGAAAAGGAGAGAGGAAGAGGAUCCGUGUCGAGAGAUUCCCGAAGAGGAUUUCAUCGAAGGAACAAGAGCGACUCAUCCCAGUCAUACUGCAAUGCCUGCAACUCCCAGCAUGCACUGCAGCCAGACUGCUGCAAUGGUCCCUUUCAGGACAGCCAGGGUGGAAAUGAGCUACAGUACAACACUCAGUCCCCUGAUGUACUGCCUCACACACUCUCCCACACACACUCUCCCAUAAAUCAGAGCAACUCCGCACCUCAUAUGAGGUCUGGGCCUCUUCCUGAAGGCACUGCUGAUUGCUACCGGACUUCACUGGAUUAUUGUGAGCCCUGUGCUAAAUCAUUUGAGGCCCCUGCAGAGAUUUGCAAUCCAGUCCCUCCUAUCCGGGUUUCGUCGUCCAUUUCGCGGCCCGUGACUUCUCCACCGCCAGGUGUGUCCAGAGCGAUGUCCAAAACACUGAGGAUGACUCUGGUCAUAGUGUUGGUUUAUACCAUGUGCUGGUCACCCUUCUUCACAGUGCAGCUUUGGGCUGCUUGGGACCCAAACCCACCAGACCAUGGGGUGGCCUUCACAAUCCUGAUGCUGCUGGCCAGCUUGAACUCCUGCACGAACCCCUGGAUCUACACAGCCUUUUCCAGCAGCAUCUCUCAUGAACUUGUCUCCCUUUUGCAUUGUCGGCCUCGAAUCACCCAUAGGGGUUCCCUACCUGAAGACUCCAGUGCCAUACACACUACCAGCACCACCAAGGACUACCCGUUCUGAGCCACUCACAUACGUGUGUUACAUGGGUGAGCAGACUUACAGUGGAUUCAAGCCAAGCAGUAGACAAAAGAAGAGGAGAUAUGGGGACUGGAGAGAUUUGUUUCUGGGAGAUACUUUUGAAGCGAUUGGAAUAAUCACAUUGUAGAGUAUACCACACUGACAGUAGAACAUGAAUAGGAACUGAAGAACAUGAUCAUGAUGUGAACAUGCGUAUAAAUGUUCCAUCAUGCCCACAAAACAUGGAGAUACUUGAGAUGUUUCAUUCUAAACUUAUGAUGAGCGUAUAGUUACUCCUCUAAAACUAAACUAAAUAACAUUUCAAAGAACUAGAAACAUAUAUUGUAUAUAUAUAUAUCAUGUUUUAUCAAAUCAAAAAAACUCUUGAGCCAAGAGCCUGUUUAAGAAUUCUUGACAGAAAAGGAGGAAGCCAGACAUUCCCGAGCAUCAUUUAUCACACUAUUGUUAUCCUUAUCAGUCUUUCUGCUACAAAAUCUCACUUUUGAGCUUGAUGGAAAAGCAUUAAGUGAGAAAAAUGAGUCAUGCAUGGAAACCCCAUUAAAAAAGACAACUUCAAUAUUGUGAGAAAGUGGCAAUGAUAAAUGAUGCACAAAAUGAAAAACAGGAAAUUAAUGGACACAGGUUACACAGGUACACAUAUUGAAACCAUCUGGGAUAAUGAGGUUUUAAUCAGUUUGUUUUAGAAAUAUGGUACAAGUGUUGCCCAAUUUCAGCAAAUGAAGUAUUACACCACAUCUACAGCUUGACUGUUUAAAUGACAUCUAUAAGAGCAGAUGUAGACUGAUUGUUUCAUAUUGUCUUACAUGAAUUCCCUGUUUAUGAUAUUAUGAACCAAGCAGCCUUUAUAAACUUACGUUAAAAAAAAGCUAGGUUUUGAACAAGUAAAGAAAUAAAGUUAGAGCAACAAAAGUGCCUGGAAUGUCAAAUCACCUCUUUCAGAGAUACCUCCAUCCUUGGCAGUCAUGUUCUCCAUGUUCCUCUGUAAUAGCACAAAUCUCAUAUUCGAGGCCCAUCAACUGCAUAUUAGACAUGAGAAAUUUUCCCAAUUUCCCAGGUGUGAAUGGAUUUCCAGAGCAUUCUACGGUUUUUUUUUAUUAAUAUUGUAAUUUAUUAAAGUGCAAUAAAUGUAUGUAAACACAUCAUGUUGUUAUAUAAUUUGCAGAUGGGAAAUUGUGACAUAUGUUCCCGAAACUACUCUCUUGUGUU
Molecule: messenger RNA, 3171 nt
Organism: Neoarius graeffei (lesser salmon catfish)
Lineage: Eukaryota; Metazoa; Chordata; Actinopteri; Siluriformes; Ariidae
Gene: avpr2aa
Product: arginine vasopressin receptor 2a, duplicate a
Exons: 6
Coding region: 307-1947 (546 amino acids)
Biological process (GO): regulation of systemic arterial blood pressure by vasopressin; positive regulation of vasoconstriction; G protein-coupled receptor signaling pathway
Cellular component (GO): membrane
Molecular function (GO): vasopressin receptor activity; peptide binding
Source: RefSeq, a predicted model, not a curated record